ACUCCCAGGGUGGCAAUGUAAUUGAAACAUGGCUGUUUACCUUUCAUUACCGUCAAGUGAGAGAUUAAAACAAAAGAAACAAGAGGGAAUGGAGGAGAGGAGGCCAGAGCAGAGGGUCACCAGAUGGACAGGAAGAAAGCGAGAGCUGCAGUUCUCAAAUUUGACCAUUGGGUGGUAAUGAUGCAUUAUAGUUGGACUGAAAAUAAAGGAAGAGGAAGAGCCAGAGUCUCCGUGCCAUGGUUGUUCUAUCCUCACAUAAACUUCAACCUCGAAAUGGCCACUUCAGUGCCGGACCCUGAGGUGUCUGUGCUGCUUCACUGUGGACACUGGAGGGGGCUGCUGGAGUCUCAAGUGCAAGUAGAGCUCUCUGAAAGAUUUAACAGGCAGACAGAUUCAGCUCUAGAGCGUCACAUAAAUGAGGUUUGGACUGAGCGUCUGUUCAAGGAGCCGUGGCUUUUCAACGGGGCCAAAUUCAGGCUGCAUUCUUUCUGCUUGGCGUCAUCAAAACAUCUACUUUCUGCUUAUUCCUCCCAAACCUCCUUAAUGGACGUUGAAGAGAACCGGGACAGUCUACGAGGGGAGGGGGAUUUAGCCUGGGACAGUUCAGGCAUUAGGAAUGGCUGUAUAAAUAAGAUGGAAAAUGCCAAAAGCAUCCUUCAGAAGAAAACAAAUAUAUUAUCAGAAACUUCAUCAACUUGCGACCGCAGACAGUUUGAAGGUGUUGCAGGUGAAUGUCACCACCACUCUGGACCUCUCCUCACUCUGAGACUGGGCCUGACAUGCUACAAAGACUACCUGGGAACAAACUGGUCGUGUGGAGCGGCGGAGCUGCGUCAGCGUGGAGAGACAGAGUUCAGAGAUCCCCUGGCGCUGCUGGCCCAACCUCUCGGUGUGGGCGCCGUGCUGUGCACAGGGGACGAUCAGGUGGUGUUGAUCCGGAGGAGCCAGAAGGUGGCAGAGGCCGGGGGGCUCCUGGACAUUCCCGGAGGCCACCCAGAGCCAAAGGUGGUGUGUGAGCGUCUGGGUGAGGCAGUGAACGAAGAGCAGAUCGGUGUGACCACGAUGCAGCAGAGGCCGGACGCUGUCGUCGCAGAGCUGUUCUCCUCUGUGUGUGCUGAGAUCAGAGACGAGGUGAAUAUCCCUCUGAGCUCCCUCGGGGCACCUGUUCUGAUGGGUGUUGCGCUGAAUCACACCAGUGCUGGAAGACCGAGUGCCGAGUUCUUCGUCAGUUGCUCACUGACUUCUGAAGAAGUAAGAAAUCUGUACUGGAAAGGAGGAGCAGAAGCCAACGAGUCCACGGAUGUCAUCUUCCUCAGCAGAAAGGACGUCUUGCAGCUAAACAGAAGCAGCCCUCUGUGGUCAGAGCUGUGUCCUUCAGCUAAAGGAGCCAUGCUGCUGUAUCAAACCGUGAAACCCGACAGAGAUCCAUCUCCCAGAUAACCACACCACAACACGGAUACGCACAAGAUAGAUUUAUUCAUUUCAAGCACUCAUUGACCGACACUUUGUGUCAAAACUCUUUAAAAUACUGCAUCUUCCUCAUGAACUGUACACUGUACAAUAGCAAGUUUAAAUUUGUGUAUAUGUUUUGGAUAAAAAUCCUAAAAAGUGUCCUUUUUGUAAUUAAAAUUACAAAACGAUUAAAACACUGAUUAUCUUUGA
Cololabis saira (Pacific saury) is the source of this 1662-nucleotide messenger RNA. RefSeq names its product nudix (nucleoside diphosphate linked moiety X)-type motif 22 (gene nudt22). Bases 124 to 1440 code for a protein of 438 amino acids. The transcript has 8 exons. NCBI's taxonomy places the organism in Eukaryota, Metazoa, Chordata, Actinopteri, Beloniformes, Belonidae. Gene Ontology annotation, molecular function: GDP-mannose hydrolase activity. The record is from RefSeq and is a predicted model, not a curated record.